This is a messenger RNA of Chenopodium quinoa (quinoa), 1901 nucleotides long. Its product is annotated as UDP-glycosyltransferase 74E1-like. NCBI's taxonomy places the organism in Eukaryota, Viridiplantae, Streptophyta, Magnoliopsida, Caryophyllales, Amaranthaceae. The record is from RefSeq and is a predicted model, not a curated record. The coding region runs from base 172 to 1587 and encodes 471 amino acids. The transcript has 2 exons. Gene Ontology annotation, molecular function: UDP-glycosyltransferase activity.
AGUACCACGAGAUCCUCGUGAACAAGCUUCUACUUUUAUAGGCACAAGGAACACAAGAAGUAGAAAGAAUAACUAUCAAUUUACCUCUUCAAGAUUAUCAAUUCAAUCCCAAAAAAGGUAGUUGACUUGGAUAAAACUCCAUAGAUUGAGAAACCAAGAUCAUCAUAAUCAAUGGAGGUAAUAGUGAUGCCAUUUCACAGCCAAGGUCAUAUGAACACCAUGUUACAAUUCGCCAAACGUUUAGCGUACAAAGGCAAUGAUAGCAUUCAAAUCACACUUGCCACCGCCCUUUCCACCACCCAAAAGAUGUCCAACUCUAACAACGACUUCAACUUCAUUCGUUUAGAAACCAUUUACGAUGACUCCAACGAAACCGGACUCAACUUCCAAGCCCGAAUGAACAAGUUCAAGAUCGAAGCAUCAGUCCAACUCGACCGCCUUAUUACUGCGACUCUCAGCAGAUCAUCUGGUACCAAAUGUUUGCUGAUUUACGACGCUAAUAUGGAGUGGGCAUUGGAUGUGGCCAAGAAAUGUAAUGUACUGACUGCAGCUUUUGUUACUCAGGGCUGCGCUUAUGUAGCGUCUUUUUACCCUUUGUUUCUGCAGGAGUAUCCUCAUGUUGCUGCUGCCGAUGUAUUUGUUGAUCCUCCUUUGUCGGUACCGAUUCUGUCAGAGGAGGAGCUGCUGAAAGGCCUGCCUGGCCUGCAAUAUUUGUCUUCCACUUCCUCGAAUUCCGAUUAUUCAGGUGCUGAUUUUGGUAAAAAGCCGAUUCAUCUUCUCAUUCGAAUGGUGCUUGUGUCUAUGGAGAAUCUUCAUCUUGCUGAUUGGGUUCUCUUCAAUUCCUUUGAUCAACUUGAGGAUGAGGUUGUCAAGUGGAUGAAAAACCUGUGGCAUGUGAGGACUAUUGGACCCACACUGCCAUCUGAAUACCUUGAUAAACGUAUUGAGUAUGAUGUUAACUAUGGUUUUAGCCUCUACAAGCCAAAUGAUGAGGCUUGCAGGAACUGGUUAAACGCCAAACAAGCUGCCUCAGUUGUGUAUGUUGCAUUUGGCAGUGCUGCUAGUUUGAGCGUAGAUCAGAUGACAGAAAUGGCAGAGGCCUUAAAGCAAAACCCAAGCAGUUUCUUGUGGGUAGUAAGGGAAGGUGAGCAGAAAAAGCUCCCUAAAGAUUUCAUUAGUGAAACAUCAGAUAAAGGUUUGGUGAUAUCUUGGUGCGCCCAAUUGGAUGUCCUAUCACACGAAGCAGUGGGAUGUUUUGUAACCCAUUGUGGCUGGAAUUCAACAAUUGAGGCGUUGAGCUUUGGGGUUCCGAUGUUGGCAAUGCCACAAUUUAUGGACCAACUGAUUGAUGCUCAUUUUGUUGAUCAAGUUUGGGGUGUUGGAAUAAGGCCUAAGAAGAAUGAGGAUAAUAUUGUUACUUGCGAGGAAAUAAAGCACAGCCUUGAGGAAAUUAUGCAUGGACAAAGAGCAGAGAAAAUUAAGGAGAAUGCAGCAAAGUGGAAAGCCUUGGCUAGGGAAGCAGUCAGCGAGGGGGGCAGUACGGAUAAGCAUAUUGAUGAAAUCAUUAACCGGCUUGCAUCCUUGUAAGGGUUGUUUAAUGCUUUCAUAGGCAUCAUUAUUUCCGAUUUUAUUUGCUUAAUUGUAUGAGAACACUCCAAGACUUAGCCUGUAGACUUUUCAUUCAAGGUUUCAAACUUAAUAACUUCCCAUUUACAGCUGCUGUAGAAUGUUGGUGUUAAAUUGUAAGUAUGGAAGGGCAUUAUGUAUUAUGAUCUAAUGAUGGCAAUUAGUUUUUUUUUUUUUUUUUUUUUUUUUUUUUUUUCUGUAAAUGUAUUACUAGCAUGCAAUCUCUUGUACUUUUUAUCUGACUUCUAUGAUCAAGAGCACCAGCGAUUAAUCUC